Messenger RNA from Trichoderma harzianum CBS 226.95, 1518 nucleotides. RefSeq lists its product as hypothetical. Gene Ontology annotation, biological process: transmembrane transport. Gene Ontology annotation, cellular component: membrane. The record is from RefSeq and is a predicted model, not a curated record. Gene Ontology annotation, molecular function: transmembrane transporter activity. NCBI's taxonomy places the organism in Eukaryota, Fungi, Ascomycota, Sordariomycetes, Hypocreales, Hypocreaceae. The transcript has 9 exons. The coding region runs from base 1 to 1518 and encodes 505 amino acids.
AUGGCACUGCUUGGGUCAAAUGCCACCCCAUCAGGGGACGGGGCUCUUCAGCCCCGUCUGUCAACUCUUUCAACAAUGGCCAUGGCCUUUGCCAUUCUCAACACCUGGAUUGCGCUGGCCGGCUCAAUAGGUCUUGUCCUACCGUCUGGUAGUUCUGUUGCACUGCUGUACGGUUUCAUCUUCUGCGUCCUAUGCUGUUUCUGCGUGGCCGCAAGUCUUGGAGAGCUCAGCUCUAUCUGGCCGACAGCUGGAGGACAGUACCACUUUGUGUACGCUCUUUGCACAGAAAGAUGGAGAAAGCCAAUGGACUACUUUGGCUCCCAAUUUAUUUCUGCCGCAGCAGUAGUUGCUUCGAACGGAUCAUAUCAAAUCACUCCAGCCAGAACAUAUGGAAUCUUCGUAGCAGUCCUCGUCUUUACAACAGUCGCAAACAUUUGGGGUAACAGGAUAUUGGGCAAAUGGAACGAUGCUGCCUUAUAUUGGUCUAUCUUUGGCGUCGUCAUCAUCAGCAUUGUUCUACUCUCCAUGUCAGACAAGACUAGCGCAGAGUUUGUCUUUACAAACUUCAACAACGAGACUGGCUGGUCUGAUGGCAUGGCCUGGAUAUUGGGUCUACUUCAGUCUGCUCUCUCCCUCAUUGCAUUCGACGUUGUGUUGCAUAUGACAGAAGAGAUGCCGAAUCCCUCCAGGGAUGCCCCUCGAGCCAUGUUGUACUCUAUUGUCAUUGGAGGUGUCACUGGCUUCGCCUUUAUCCUUGUUAUGCUCUUCUGCCUUGUUGAUCCCGAUACCAUCCUGUCUACUCCAACCGGUAUGCCCAUCGUCGAGCUCAUUCUCCAAGCAACAAAGAGCCGGGCUGCUGCCACCAUUCUCAGUCUAAUGCUCAGCGUGUGCUUCAUCAACGGCACGAAUGCUAGUAUUACCAGUGUCAGCAGAUUGCUUUACGCCAUGGCUCGCGAUCGCGGCAUCGUGUUUCACAAUUACUUUGCUCACAUCCAGUCGGGCUUAAACGUGCCAGUGCGGACCAUCAUGUUCUGCUUUGUCUUCAAUAUUCUCUUCGGCCUCCUGUACCUGGGACCGGUUGUUGCUUUCAGCGCAUACGUGGCGUCUUGCACCAUCUUCUUGAACAUGUCUUAUUCGGUCCCAAUCUUGGUCCUUCUCGUCCGUGGACGGAAGGUGCUUGCCAACUACCAGUCUGCAAAGACUCCCUUUAAAAUGGGAAGGGUAUUUGGUCUGAUUGUCAAUAUCAUUGCUGCGCUAUAUGUUGUUGUUACUUCAGUGUUCUUCUGCUUCCCUACGUUUCUUCCUGUUACUGGAAACAACAUGAACUAUGUAUGCGUUGUCAUCGGCAUCUUUGCCAUGGUUGUUGGUGUCUAUUGGAUCUUCUUCGGGAAGAACUUUUUGGGUCCUCAAGACUUGAUCGUGGCGGAAUUCGACGGUGUUGUUGGCCGUCCUGUUUCCACGCAAAACUCAAGUGAAGAGGACAAGGCCGAAAAGGGAUCCCACAGAGAACUCAAGUGA